This is a messenger RNA of Phytophthora sojae, 1953 nucleotides long. RefSeq lists its product as hypothetical. NCBI's taxonomy places the organism in Eukaryota, Oomycota, Peronosporomycetes, Peronosporales, Peronosporaceae. The coding region runs from base 175 to 1953 and encodes 592 amino acids. The transcript has a single exon. The record is from RefSeq and is a predicted model, not a curated record.
AAUGCUCUCAGAUCCGUGAACAAAGAUAUCGGCCAUCGUGGAUGCAUUUUCGGCGUGCUGAUUGAUACGAACUCCAGGAUCUCGGACCUGGCGCCUCCGCUGUUGUUGGACCCAUCAUCUCGGCUUUUCGAUGGAGAGUUGGCAUCGUUUGCGCCAGUUGUGUUAGCUGAGACAAUGGACGCACACUGGGAUCAAUACUGUGAAGAAAAACAAGCCGGCGAAGAUGAAGAAAUGAAAGAGGACAUCCAAGAUGUAGAUGAAGAAAUGAAAGAGGAAAUACUAGAUGCGGGAGCAGAAGAUGAAGAAAUGGAAGAGGAAACUCAGGUUGCGGUGGGAGCUGAAAAAGACGAAGAGAAGAAGAAACAGCAAGAACGUGCUAAGAUAGCUAUGUACAAGAGAAUCGUUACCGGGGAUGCGAGUCAAGCUUGGCACGCGUUGUGCCGCAUGGGGCGUCCGAUGUGGUACAGCACUUGCCCCAAUCCUGCGGAUAGAGAAGAUGUGAUCAAUCUUGCGGCGAACAAGCUGCUACUGGGGCUCCCUCCUUCGCAAAAUGCGUACAACAAGGAUACCAUGCUUGGUGUCGCCUCCAUGCUUUGCCGUCUGGGCGUGCGCCCGCAUUCAACGUCGGCUCUGGCAUCUCGGGCGACUGCCGACUUCAUGGCGAUUCUCGCCUAUGUGAAUUUCAAGCGAGAAGGUUACGUCACCAGCUACGCUUCGGACCCAGUGCUCGCCUUAGGAGCGAUGAAAGUGUGGUAUGAACUGAAACAUGGUUUGGCAAAGUAUAUCCUGCCGCAACUCAAGAACCUCCUUUUGGAUGAAGCAUUGGACACCGGUGGAGUUGGCGAAAUUGGCGAGAUGGUUGCUCGGAUUUUGCUGCUUCUGGCGAUGGACACGUGUGUGAUGGGGGACAAAGACUUUUCCCAGUGCUGCCACACGAUCGGGCAAUUUGUACCGGUGCAGCAAUUCUUGGACGUGCUGCAAGGCAACAAGGAGAGACCGAUAUAUUGUAAGGGGAUGUACAACGCGGAAGAUAAGAGACCAGAAUUCAACGAGUGGUGCUCGAAGUGGGAUGGUUGGUACAUGGGGUUCACCCACUUUGUGCAGUUGCAGCUUGAGCCGAAUGAGGACACGCUUUGGUUUUUGCUGGGGCGUCAAGCUGCAGGUAUUUUCCCCCGUAACCAGUAUGGAGCCGAUUUGUUGAUCCCGAUGUUUAAGAAGAGAUCCAACAGCAGGCCAGUCGGUGGGGAGACAACGAGGGGUGAACAAGAGGAGCAGGAAGUGUUGAUGAUGUUGAUUCAAGUGAAGAGUCGUUCCCCAGUCGAUGGUGGGUUUUCCAGGGCAGCGACGGAGAAACUAUGCCCCUGGUUUGUGUUCGGAAAGAACAGUGAUGGGAACUCGUCAGCGGGGAAAUCUACUGAUGAAAUUGGUAGGGAUCCGAAACCGCUGGGUUCCACGGAUGUCCGUGAUACCAUUCGCAUCUACAUGAAUGUGCGCGGUAGAACGCGUGACGGCAAGUUCAUCUAUGCCACGACAAUGAAAGACAAUCUUAAGCCCAAGAAGAAAGGCAACGCCUCUGAGGUGAAGGAGGAGAGUCAGACGAUCGGGAGUCAGGCGAAGAAGCGGGCGAAGAUCGAGAGCAAUCCUGGCGUCUCAAGUGUGUCGAGUGUCUCGGAGGAGGAUCCUGUUUUCACGAUCUGCCUCCGUUUGCUCAACAGGGUCACCUACCCGUUCCUGAGCGAGGACGUGGCUUCCAUUCUAUCAAACAUGGUGGAGUCUCAGUAUGACCCGCUGGGGCUUGUGGAGGGCGACCUGGACUAUCGCGAUGAAGAUGAAAAACGGAACGAAGACGCUAGUUCGUAUGCAAAGUUGUCGCUUACCGCGAAGCGCGACAAGUUGUUGCAGAACGCCCGUAAAGCACUAACGUACGCGCCGGGUGACAAGGAAGAAGAGUGA